GAGGCUCGGAGAGAUGGGAUAUUUGCUGGCUUGACGUCGGGCCUGGCAGGAGGCAAGUUAAUUCACGUGCCCCCAUCACUAGUAGGCUCAAAAUUUAUGGGCUUUGGCCGGAAUAAAACUAUUAUCAGUGGUGCUCUGACGGGUCUGCUAUCCGGUUACUUCUUCACCCAAGCGUUCCUUUCAUCCAACAUGGCCCAAUUGAGAUCACAAUCUGUAUCGUCAGACACUGAAACCGACCCCUGGCCCCGCAUAUAA
Molecule: messenger RNA, 255 nt
Organism: Suillus clintonianus
Lineage: Eukaryota; Fungi; Basidiomycota; Agaricomycetes; Boletales; Suillaceae
Exons: 3
Source: RefSeq, a predicted model, not a curated record